CUCAAUUCUCAUCGACCUCAAUCUUCUUCCUUCAUCGAAUAGCAGAGCUUACGAUUAAACAAAAAUGGCAGGAUUCUCACAGGACUGGGAGCCGAUAGUCAUCCGCAAGAAGGCGCCGACCUCCGCAGCUCGCAAGGAUGAGAAAGCCGUCAACGCCGCCCGCCGCGCCGGAGCAGAGAUCGAGACUGUCAAAAAGUCAACCGGUGGGACAAACAGAGCUGCUUCGAGCAGUACCUCGUUGAAUACCAGGAAGCUUGAUGAAGAUACCGAGAAUCUUACUCAUGAGAAGGUUCCGACCGAAUUAAAAAAGGCUAUCAUGCAGGCUCGAAUGGAUAAAAAACUCACCCAAGCUCAACUUGCUCAGGUGAUAAAUGAGAAACCGCAGAUCAUACAGGAAUACGAAUCUGGGAAAGCAAUUCCCAAUCAGCAGAUCAUAUCCAAACUGGAGAGGGCCCUUGGUGUGAAAUUGCGCGGAAAGAAAUAAGAACGAGCAGUAGGGACGAGACGAGCCUUUUUGGUAUGUUUAGUGGUGUAAAUGAGCUUUCUGCUGUAUUGCCUUUCUCUUUCAGUGGUUUUGCCCACGUAUCAGGAUUCUAAAGAAACAUGCUUGUGAUCUGAUGCUUAUGAAACUUGAUUAUCUAA
Molecule: messenger RNA, 642 nt
Organism: Salvia hispanica
Lineage: Eukaryota; Viridiplantae; Streptophyta; Magnoliopsida; Lamiales; Lamiaceae
Product: multiprotein-bridging factor 1a-like
Cellular component (GO): nucleus
Molecular function (GO): DNA binding
Source: RefSeq, a predicted model, not a curated record